Penicillium oxalicum is the source of this 3366-nucleotide messenger RNA. RefSeq names its product non-ribosomal peptide synthetase. Lineage: Eukaryota; Fungi; Ascomycota; Eurotiomycetes; Eurotiales; Aspergillaceae. The record is from RefSeq and is a predicted model, not a curated record. The transcript has a single exon. Gene Ontology annotation, biological process: secondary metabolite biosynthetic process; amino acid activation for nonribosomal peptide biosynthetic process. The coding region runs from base 1 to 3366 and encodes 1121 amino acids. Gene Ontology annotation, molecular function: catalytic activity; phosphopantetheine binding. Gene Ontology annotation, cellular component: cytoplasm.
AUGGCCAUUGAAGAAAUCUUCACGGCUGAAGGCACCGAAGCCCUCUCCCCGGACGAUCGAGUCCGGCUGAGCCAGUGGAAUAGCGGCGGCCAGUGUCCCCCGAUCACCGAGCAAUGCAUCCAUCAUCUCAUUCAGAACCAGGCCCAAGCGUGCCCUGAUGCACCUGCCGUCUGCGGAUGGGAUGGCGACUUGACCUAUGCAGAAUUGGAAGCAAGGUCCACUCUCCUCGCCCGCACGAUCGCCGCCCGAGGAGUCACACCUGGUAGUUUCGUUCCCAUCUGUCUUGCAAAGUCUUGCUGGGCCCCAGUGGCCAUUCUAGCCAUCAUCAAAGCAGGCGCCGCCUUUGUGCUGCUCGACCCCAGUCACCCCCGGGAGCGACUGCGGCUCAUCACCGAGGAUCUCCGAGCCACUGUCAUCUUGACCGACAAAUUCUCUAUCCAGACGGUGGACGGGCUGGCUCGCCAAGUCCUGCUUGUGGAGGGUACUUUGGACCACACCGAAAGUUCCUUAUCCUCCUUCUCCACAUUAUCCUUAGGGCCUGGCUCGGAAAUCACCCCAUCCCAUCCCCUGUAUGUGGUCUUCACCUCCGGCUCCACCGGUACUCCCAAAGGAGUGGUAGUGUCCCAUGCCGCAUAUGCCACGAGUGCGCAAGGGCUGAUAUCCCCACUGGCGUUGACCUCGGCAUCGAGAGUCUUCCAGUUUGCUUCAUACGCCUUCGACGUUAGCGUCUCUGAUCACCUCCUAACUCUCCUAGCUGGCGGAUGCAUAUGCAUCCCGUCUGAAGCGGAGCGCCAGAAUCACCUCGGGCGCACAAUCCACACACUGCGUGCAAACUGGAUUUUUUUGACCCCGUCCAUCGCGCGUGUGCUCGACCCCAAAGAUCUGCCGUGUCUGGAAACUCUAGUGCUCGGAGGGGAGGCGAUCCUGGCCGAGGACUUCACCCGAUGGCUGACUGCCUCCCCGCCGGUUCGAGCCGUUCGGGGCUUGUACGGACCAGCAGAAGUAGCCGCCGGCACAACUGUCAACCCCGAGCUGGGGGCAUGCGGCACUAUUGCAACCAAUAUCGGUCGGGCUCCGGCCGCAAACUGCUGGGUCGUCGAUCCAGAGGAUUAUCAUGUGUUGCUCCCUAUAGGUACGGUAGGCGAGUUGCUGGUGGAGAGCCCGGCACUCAGCCUAGGUUACUUGAACAGACCAGACCUCACGGCGGCAGCCUUUAUUUCGAGCCCUCGAUGGCUGCAUCGGCGGCUACAAGGGGGUGCGGCUAGUGAGAGUCGGAUGUACCGUACGGGGGAUCUGGUCCGCUAUAAUCGUGACGGAUCUCUCGAAUAUUCUGGUCGUAUCGACACGCAGGUGAAGAUACGCGGCCAGCGAGUCGAGCUCGCGGAGGUAGAGAGCCAUGUACGCGCAUAUCUGUCUCAGUACGGCCAGAGCUGCACUGUUCUUGCGGAGGUAGUGAGGCGUCAGAAUAUCUCACCCCAGUUGGUGGUCUUUGUACACUGCGCCUCAUCGUCCCAGUCACCCCAUGCCCCUUUGACACCCGAGUUUUGUGCUCCCUCGGCAGAGAUGCGGUCAUGGACUGAGGAUCUACUCCGCGCUCUUGCGGUCAAACUUCCCUUGUACAUGGUGCCAGAGUUCUGCGUGCGUCUGGCUGCAGUGCCUUUGACUUCGACUGGCAAGGUCAACCGUCGGGCCCUGCGAGAACGAAUCGCCACGUUAUCGCCUAAUGAAUGGAAGUCUCUCCAAGCCUCUAAUUGCAUGGAUAGCGUGGAGGCCCCGCAGACGGCGAUGGAAACGUCAAUACGUCGUUUGUGGGCGAAAAUCCUUCGUGUUGACCCAGAAAGCAUUGGUCGCCAGGAUGACUGGUUUCAGAUCGGGGGCAAUUCUCUCUCGGCCAUGCAACUGGUCAGCACUGCCCUGAAAGAAGACGUCUUCUUCACGGUGAAGGAUAUAUUUCAACGCCGAACCCUCACUGCGCUGGCGGACGUGGCAACGGAAUCUAAACUUCCAGAUUCAUUAAACCAUCACCACUGCCGUCCCUUUCAGUGGCUGGGGGAUGAUGCCAAGAAACGCAAUCGCCUUACGCAAAUGAUCAUGGCUGCGUAUCAUCCGGAUGGACCCGCCACUGUCGAAGACAUCUUCCCUGCGGAUGACAUGUUCGCCGCGUGCACGGAUAUCGAGGCCACUUCCAGCUAUAAUUUGACCUCUCGAAUCGAUACGAUGCUGGGUCCUGAAAUCGACGUGGAGCGGUUAGCGAUGGCGUGGAGCGCCGUUCUCCGGGCCAACCCAAUCUUAAGGUCGCAAUUUCUGGUUGUUGAGGGCCAGGGCUACCAGGUGGUGAUGAAGAAUGGCUCGCCCUUGAGAUUACAGCCCAACCGCCCUCUUGACGGAGAAAUUGAGGAUCUCUGGGGGUUGCAGAAGCCCCUAGUGCGACUGACUGUGGCUCGAACGACCGAUGGCCAAACCCACUCUCACUCCCUCACUCUCCUCAUUCACCAUACCUUGUACGACGACCACGGGCUUCUUGCACUUUUCCAGCAGCUUGAACGAGCUUACAACUCCGAAAUUUUGCUCCCCAGUGAUCAUGGCCAGUAUCUUCAAUGGCUCGCAGCAGUCAAUCAGGAGACAGAAGAUUACUGGCGACGUACCUUCGCUGGCUAUCAGCCUUUACCCUUACCCGCACCGCUCCCUACACAGGACCACGCCUUGCUGGCCCGCAAAUGGCUGCCCGCUUUUUCAAUUCCUCGAAGAACUGACGUGCGAAGUAACAGCAUGUAUACCGUUGAAAAUAAGGCCUCUUUGACAAUGGCACUCGUUCUUGCGCUCUGGAGCAAGGGGAGCAAGGGUACGGAUAUAGUGUUUGCUGCUUCGCACAGCCGCCGGGGUGCCCCUGUGCCUGGCAUGGCUGACAUGGUCUGCGCUGCCGUGAUGCCUCUACCAAGGCGUAUUCUUCUACAGCCCUCCCGGAGUAUUUCCGAGUCCCUGGCCGCUGUUCAGGCUCAGGCGCUAGACGAGUUACCAUUCCAGAAUCUAGGGUGGUACAAGCUGGCAGAACUCAGCUCAGAAACCGCAGCCGCGUGUCGAUGCUGGACAAUCUUCAACGUGCAGGCGUAUCUGCCAGAUCUGAUGCCGUCCAUGUUUCAAAAUUGGCGCUGUUCCCUUCCCCCGGACUACGACUCCCCACAGGCGCUAUACGUGAACUGUGAGGUGCAUCGAGAUAGUGUGAAGGUAAUUCUCGGAUAUGACCCAGAUGUGGUCACGGAUGCAGUGGCACAGCAAUUGAAGAAUACGUUCAUCAAGGUGUUUGGACUGAUCGAUCGAGAAGAGGAGAUGCUGGUACAGGAGGUAUUGGAGCUUGGCCUGUGUUAG